Molecule: messenger RNA, 5720 nt
Organism: Blastomyces gilchristii SLH14081
Lineage: Eukaryota; Fungi; Ascomycota; Eurotiomycetes; Onygenales; Ajellomycetaceae
Exons: 2
Coding region: 324-1037 (237 amino acids)
Source: RefSeq, a predicted model, not a curated record
UUAUUACUGAAUAUGCUGAUGACAUAUUGGUCUGUAUCAGUUACUUGUUAUUCUGAUGAUAUCUAGAAAAAAAGAAAAAAAAGAAAAAGAAAGAAAAAGAAAGCUGUCAACAAAUGCUUGGCAAUAGAGCUUCUUUCCGGUCAAGCUCAUCAACCUCAGCCUCAACUUCCUCAAUACAUUACUAUUGCCAGCGAAUGUGAUUGCGACAGGAAAUCACAAAUAUUCAAUUAGCCUCAACAGCUCGAAGUAUUAUAUGGUAUGAUAUCCCAAUAGAUACAUAUCUCUACAUACACUGCACACAGGCAGUCCCACACAACCUAGCAAUGCACCUCCCAUCAUCCCUCUCCCUCCUCUCCCUCCUCUCGCUCUCCGCCCUCUCCUCCGCUUCCGCCUCCGACUCCGCCGCACCCCUAUCCGCCGAUAUCUUCUACUGGCCGCUCUCCUCCACCUCCUCCAAGCCCUUACCACUGGCGCAAAUCUCCUACGACCCCUCCACCCUCCAAUCCACAAUCAACUCCUACACCCCUCCUCCCCAACCCCUAAACGACGCCGGCGACAAGAACAUCGACAAACAAGCAGACCUCCUCCGCAUCGGCCUAUACGCCAAUCCCGACGAUAACAAAAGCAAUGACCCAAACAAACAAUGGGUGGGAACCCUCUCGUCCCUCGCCCUCUUCACGAACACCCCGCAAACCCUAACCCUCCACCUCGAUCAAAACAAUCACGUCUACCACGCCGCCAUCUCUUCUUUCGCAUCGCCUCCGGCGCCCAGUCCGGACUCUAAGACAACGAAGAAGAGCAAGUCUUCCUCUUCGCCGGGAACGGGAAAUGGGGAGGAAGCUGGAGCGGGUCCUCUCAGGGUCGAGUUCGUCCGCUCAACCCCCAGCCCCCGCCCGCAUCUCAAUCGCCCCGUCGUAUUGAGUCCGGACGGCACUGCGCCUGAGGAAGUUGUCGAGAAGUCCUUGUUCCAGAAAUACUGGUGGGUUCUCGGGAUUAUUGGUUUCUUGGCACUUACGGGAAGUGCAGAGGGGAGUUAGAGAGAGGACAAUUGCCGAUUGGAUUUUAAUGGAUGGAUGGGAUGAUCCACUGUGACAGUAUUUUCCAUAUAACAUACGGAGUACAUAUAUGAACACUGUGGUUGUACAGUUCGAUCAUGCUUCUAAUAGAUAAAUAUGGAUUUUCUGGUUGCGUAUCUCGGCAAAGAAUCUUGAAAACUCCGCACACCCAUAAUCUGCGUUUACUGUUCUUUCUUCUAAAUAUGCAUAGCGUAAUUUACAGAUUCUCGGAUCUACGCUCUCUCGAGAUAUACAUAUAUCGGCAUGCGAUGUUGCACUGAAAACGAACACGCUUCGUGAAGAAUGUCAUCCUUACCAGGCUCCAACAAUCAACUUCGUGAAAAAAUUGACUUGAUAAACGGCCUAAAUCCUGGAAAACAGCGCAAAUUAAAAUUUAAAAAUUUAAAAAAAGGCGCAAACGCAGCAAUCCUUCGCCUUUUUCCAAGUUUCCGCUCAUCCUCAAGUACCAACGUAUGACGCCCCGUUCCAUUUCAGGGGCAUUAUUGCACAUCCAUCUCAUUAUCGGUAUCAUCAUCUUGCAUCUCCUCAUCCCUUUCGUCACCCAUCUCAUCCUCAUUCUCCGCCUCUCCAUCACCUUCAUACAGAAAGAUCCCCUCCUCAUCCAUAUCCACGUCGGAUCCCGGCCCCUCCCUCUUCCUCCUCUUCGCCCUCUUCCCGUCCUCACCCUCUUCGUCGCUGUCCUCCUCAUUCCCCACAGCACCAUUCGGAAUCUUCAAAACAACCCCUUCCUUCCUCCCCACUGCCCCCGCCCUAAUUUCCCACCUCAUAACCCCGCGAUCUGUCAAUGAAACAAUCUCGUCCUCCGUCUCCCCGAACCGCAACCUGAAACACACGGCCUCGCUCUCCAACACCACGGGCUCUAACAACACCGCACCCGUGACCCCGACAUCAAUCAUGCUCUCAGGGUACACACCAUCCGCAUUCCGCUCAAUAAUCGCCCGCGGAUCCAAAGGCCACACCGUAAUGGUCUUCCAAUUCGCAAUCGCCAGACGCGUCGCACGUGGUGAUGUUGCCACGAUUCCCGGCAACGAGUUCAUGCUUGUGCUAUACCCGGCCAGCCGCGCAACGACGCGCCAGUUGUCAAAGCGCCGGCCACGGUCGAGGUUCUCGAUGUGCAAGCAGUGGGAGGCGCGGCAUUGCGCUUCUGACAUGAGGAUGCAUGCGACGAGUUCGCCGUGUUUGUCUAUCGCGGUGCCGAGGGCUAGGUAUUUCCAGUGGCAGAGCUCACGGGUCGGGUCGUGGGAGCGCGUCUCAUGCGUGCUGAAGAAGGGGAUGGCGAUGGUGAAUUUUAGGUCGUCUUCUUGCACGUCGUCGAUGUUGGUGUCGUAGUAUUUUACCCAGCACGAGUUACGGAGGAAGCCGCUUGUGUUUGUCAUGCUGCCGGCUUCCACCUCGAUGCGUUGGAAGUGGCCGUAUAUGGUUGAGGAAGGGUGGUAGUAGAGUAGCUGGGUGGCGUUGUCGUUGAAGGCCAUUUGAAUUAUGGGUUCGAUACGCCCUACGUUUCGCGGCCGUUGGUAGCGGUUGUCGUAGGGCAUGGUUCCAUCUUCGUCGAUGAUUAUAUUGUCGUUGUAGACUUGGUCUGCGAAAGAUAUGUUAAUGAUUUACCUGUAAAAAAAAAAAAAAAAAAGAGGAUUUAUAAAAGGGGGGUGGGUCGACCCCUCCAAAAUUUCAUCUUUAAGCACUUACAUGCGAGUUCCAUGUCCUCUGCAGUCUCAUCUCCAUGCGUUGCAUGGAGAAUAAUCAUGCGCCUGUCAAGAUCCUGCUUGUGCUGCCAUGAUAUAGCCACCAAGUGCUGAUCAUCUACAGCAAUCGCCAACGGGCGAUACUCAUCUUGACCCGGAAACGCAGAAAUCGUCACGCGCGAAUAUCUCGACCCCGGCUUGCUGCGAUGGUAAUGCACGAGCUGCGUGCUUUCUUCCUGGUACGGCCUCAUCGCCUCCUCUUCAAAGGGGUGUUUAUAUCUUGUCGUCUUCCCAUCCCCAUUGCCCGUUCGAUUUUCGGCAACCCCCUGCGUCCCCUUCUCUCCCUGCUUUGCCCCCGGAAAAGGCGUAAAUCUCUGCAAUACAGAAAUCAUAUUCCCUUCUUCGCCAAAAAUUACCUUAAUCACCUCCACAUUCCCUGGACAUACGAAGAUGGGCUCCAGCACACCCCGAGGUAGCAUUUGACCCCCAGAAACAAAAUACAGGAAAACCUUUGGUACACCCUUCUGCACUAACGCUACAUUCGGAUCUCUGUGGUUGGGCCCUAUGGCAGAUGCUAGGGUGUCAAUUUUGGGAAUGUCCUCACCAAACGUAUAUACGCUUUGGUUGGCGUGGAAAUUGGCCCCGCGGAGCUGCUGGGCUGCUCGUCUCCGGAGCAGGAGGAAGAGCUCUGCUGUGCUUUUAGUAGCGAGGUCAUUGCCGCUAUUGCUACCACUACUGCUGGCGGUAACGUUGAUGGUACUGAGGGUGCUGAGAGGAGAGGGCAGUUGGGACAGUUGGUACAAAAGCCCCUUCCGAUAACUUGAGAGAACUGCAAAGAGCGUGUGGCAGGUGUAAGCUGCCUGGAGACAGUUGGUGACGGAGGAAUAGUCGAAGAUGGAUUGUAAGAGUUCCGGGGGCAAGUUUAGAAGGUGCAUUUUUAGCUUGCCUUGGUGCAAUACAAGGUUGGGGACAAUUCAGGGGGUGGUGCACAAUACAAGGUGAUAGAGGAGCUGAUAAUGUUGCUUUUCCACUUUUACAAAAUGGAACAAACUGAUAAGAGAGAAAAGAGGCAUGAAAAUCCAAGGGAAAUAUUUAAGAAGCUGGAGAUGAAUGAAUAGAAAACAGAGCUAGCGGGUUGAGGAGACGGUAAGUGAUUGUAUUUCUUUUAAGGGCCGCAGUUCACUGGACUACUUGACCCCCUCUUGUCCGCUUACGCGCAUGUAAAUAUAAACCUUGCGGAAAAAGGUCUGGGUGACUGGCAGAUAGAUACAGGAAAUGAACAAGAAAUACUUCACUCGGUCUGGCGGAGAAUAGAAGCCCAGAUAUAUAGACACAAUCAGCAGCAACAUGUGAUGUACUGUUAACAGCCAACCAAAUACGGGCUGGUGCCUGGUCGGAAGGGCCCCGGAAAAACCUUUACGCGCUGGACCCAAUGAACGUGCUUGCCUUGACGAGAUAACUACGGAGUACGCUGUACAGCCUGGCGACAGACAUCAUCUCUCCAAGGUCGAAUAUAUCAAUCCGGCGCCUACGUUCGCAGUCCCCGUAUGCACGCCAUUGGUGUGGAGGGAAAUUGGGGGGGACGAGGAGGUGUUCUGGUGACGCUCUCCUGAAGUGUUCUCUCAAGGAACUCGAGAUCGUGCGAGACGUGGAGACACGGGGCAGAAAGGCAAAAUAAUGCCUUCUGGAAUACCCGGACGAACCAUCCGUUCAAGUCGCACCUUUUUGAAACGUCAACCCAUAUCCAGAUUGAAAAGAAUCUUCCCAUCUAUCUCACCCCUAUGAAGCUAUUUAUCGACUCUAUCCUUCCUUCAUCUACGUCAAGCGACCAACAACGUCUCUUUCUGACCUCUGUUUGGUCAAAACUACUACUACUCGUCAAAUGACCUUUGUUCAGGCGCUCUUCAAGGCAAUUGGGUUUGCUAGAACACAUAGAGUGCUACUGGAACUCGAUGUGAACCCUCGUCAACCUGCCCAAACAAAUGGAAUUCAGUGAUUCCGCACGAUCUCACAACUUUCAUGAAUUGCACAGUUCACCAUCUCAUAUUUCAGGUCCUAUCCUCAACCAGCAGCAAUAACAUAGAGAACAGCGAUUUCGCUUCAUAGGGUAGCUUAUACAGCAGCGCUUUCUUACAAUCUAUUUUUUCUCCCUGGAUUGAGGAUGAUGCCUGAUCGGAUUCUAAAAGUGCUCACAAAUGGACCAGGAUACCCAUUGGAUUAACAGAGGACAUCAUGAAGAAGCAAUGGCUUGAUUGAGCAGUGCUUCUGGAAUGAUAAAUUGAAUGAUGAAUGUUCCCAGUUGUGGAACCAUGAAAAACCACUCGAGACUGCCUCCGAGCCAGAGAACGAGAGCAAACCGGAGCAUAAACUCAUGUUCCCUACAUUUUCAAAACCGUCAUGCCCGGAACCACAGAUGGUUGAUGCCGAAUGCAACCUAGAUGCUUUUCACUUCCCUUUGCGCCAAACCCGCGCCCAGCACCACGCAAGGCCGGUACAGAGCCGGACAUGUUCUCAUCUUGUUGAGCAUGUUCACUAACCCAUUCAUCGCACCAACCAUUGCAACAGCAGAAGAAUAGCGGCAGCAGCGGAAGUAAACAAGGUACCUAAGCGCAACGCGCUACUUCUAAACUGCGAACAUUGGGGCUGGGCUUCACGCUUCUUACCUGUCCCAUUACUGGGUAUCCAAAAAAUGAGGAUGAAUAAACUAAUCAAGCAGUAAUAGGGCAAGUGUCACUGCUGCGCUCGACCCUGAGUCCUUGACAUUAAGGCAAAAGUUAUGGGAAUGUCAAGGCUUCCUGCGCGUGGGAUUAAAAUUUUGUAACAGGAACCAGGGCACCAAAACAAGGCAUUGGCAGUGUGAGCUUCCGCAGGCAAGCUCAACACCACACUACUAUUUAAAUCUCAGUGUAUUCAAAUAAAAACAAUCAAAGAACAACUUUGAAUCAGGGAAUAAGCAAAUAUA